This is a messenger RNA of Haliotis rubra (blacklip abalone), 3114 nucleotides long. RefSeq lists its product as uncharacterized. NCBI's taxonomy places the organism in Eukaryota, Metazoa, Mollusca, Gastropoda, Lepetellida, Haliotidae. The transcript is spliced from 2 exons. Bases 265 to 1422 code for a protein of 385 amino acids. The record is from RefSeq and is a predicted model, not a curated record.
GCUACCAUCUCCCCGACAAUGUGGAACGACCAUAAUUAAUAGGUAACUGUGGUAGGGUUUACUAACACCCAAUCGCCAGUUACGACAUGGUGGAGAUUGCGGGUUCUUCUUGAACAAAAUGUUUAAGACGAUCCCUUUAGCUGUUUUUCUUAUGGUCGUUCCUACCCUUUUGUUCCCUUGCAUUGACGUUUGACGGUAGGUUCCUUUUUCACGGCUGGGAUAUGUUAUCUGCAGUUUUCCUUCAGGAUAUUUGGAAUUUUUGUAAUGCCUCGUGGAAAUGAUUCAGAUUCAUCUACGUCCUAUGACAGUCUGGUCCAAUCUCGUCCCAUUACGUCUAACAUUUUUACUAAUCCAGUCCGACUUGGCAUAAUACAACCACCGUUUCAGCCUCUAUCUGCUCCUCGAGACCUCUUUCUAUCUCUUUCCCUGGAGGAUUUAGACUUGUCACUUUUCAGUAACGAACUUCAGCACCAGGCCGGUCUCCCUGAUCUGUCCUCUUUAGAUUUGUCAUCAUCUGUCAAUAGUUCUUAUUCUGCCCCUGACUUCAAUAUGGGUGACUCCACUUUAAUGCCAGAACAUUUCACAGGUAGGGACACGUCUCAUGCUGCCGAGUGGCUUGACCGUUUCACUCAUUUUGGUAACUUUAAAAGGUGGACUGAUGCACAGAAAAUUGAAGUUUUCCCACUGUUUUUAAAGGACGCGGCGUAUCUAUGGUACAAAGAUCUGAUAGAAUCGGCAGAGGAAGAAAUAGUCCGUUUUGAUGAGAUUGAGAAAUUGUUCAAGGACAAGUAUGUCCAUCCGACUGACCGUUGGGCCCUUUUGGAAACUUUUGUGAGUCGAAAGCUUUCCCCUAAGGAAGCUAUAGAUACUUAUUUGGCAGACUUGACCGAAACGGCUAGCUUGUUAGGAAAAUCAGACACAGAUUUAAUGGACGCUUUUGUUCGGGGAUUAGAUGACAAUACCAGGCGACAUGUGUUAAUGAAACAACCAACUGUGCUAAACGAGGCAGUCUCAUUUGCGCGACUGGCUAGAUCGGUCAUUCCCCAGUCUGAAGACAGUACAAACGUUAUGCUAGCAAUAGAUACGCUGAGAUUACAGAUUGCUGAACUUUCGGCAAAACUCGCUCCGGUAUCGUCACAGAUCAAUACUUAUGAGUCCCGACAGAAUCAACGUCCCCAGUUCCCCAGACAAUCCAGGUAUACAGAUCGACCGUGGCAGCCCACUCCUCAAUGGACAGACCCAAUUCAAGGACACAACAUGGCCCGUGGAAGGCAGUGUUACAGAUGCGGUGGUGAGUAUGAUUUUUCUCAUUCUGAUUUCUGUCCCGCACGGAAUGUUCAGUGUCAUUUUUGUCACAAGAUAGGACAUUUUCAACGAGUAUGCAGGGCUAGGUACCAGUCAGGUAACCCAACUAGCAGAUAGCAAUUACAGUCAAGACCACGCAGGAAAUUUUCCCAUUGUGCUGAACAAACGUUCGACCAUACUUAUUUAAAAUCACAAGUUUGUAAUUCUCCUCGUUACAAACAGCCGAAAUCUAAAGUUUCGCAGACUACAUUUGAAAGCGACAACAGGCUUAAUACAAUUCAUGUUGUUUUGGGAGAAAAGUUAGUUCCAACAAUUGUAGAUUCAGGCGCUGGUUCUAGUGUUUUAAGCCUAGAAGUUUUCAAUGGUUCAGGCCUAUGGAAAAAAAUCCCUAUUCAAAAGUCAGAUGUGCCAUCUAUUCAAGGGAUAAGUCAAAAUAUAAUGCCAGUAUUAGGACAAAUUGUACUUCCCAUCACUAUUGGUGAUUUUCAAACAGAACAAUGUUUUCUAGUUGUUGCAAAUUUUGAGUCUCCCAUGAUUUUAGGAUUAGAUUUCUUGAUAAGUCAAAAGACUGUCAUGAAUUUUCAAUCUUAUACUUUGGCUAUUCAAAAUGGUUCAACAGUUGUUCCAAUGAGGGCGAAUGGUACUUUAUUACCACCUGUUGCUGGUAAACAAUCAAUCCCCACGAAGUCAGAACAAAUUCCUGCUCGCUCGCGGCAAAAUGUCACAAUUGCUCCCCCAUCAAAUAAGGAACACUGCCUAGGUUUUACAGUUCAGUAUCGACCGGGCAAACACUGGCAUCCCACAGAGAUUCUGUCAAGCUUUCCGUAUUCAGAAUGUUCACCGAAUUCAGACAGUGGUCUUCCCCAGUCGGAUAACAACAACCAAAUAUCGAUUCCAAUCGCAACAGAUUUGUCAUCAGACUUGUAUGAUGACAGCUCACUUAGGGUAACCGCUGUCCCGACAGGAGAUUACUCCACAUCAAACAGACAAUUUGACGAGUCCAAUCAAUUGCCACCGUGUACGUGCAAACGACCACGUUAUGACAAUCGUAAACGACUGAAAGUUCCUGGUCAUGCUAAACGGCUUAGGCGGUUUGUCAACCGCAGACACAGGCCAACUAACCCAUUUCCAGUUGUCGGUCAUUACAAUCAAAUUAAUAAAUUGGAUAAAUCUGGUACGGAUACAGACAUCAUAACCCCCAUUUCCCAGGCGUUAACAUCUGACAGGCAUAAAAAGUCACCUUGGAUAUACAGGAAUACUUUGCAUAGCAAAAUGGAUGCGAGCGCGUAGAAUACUCAGUGGAAAGAAAUACUACAGGAUUUACUAGGAGAACUGCACUUUACAUGAGAUUAAUGGCCGGACCUCCAUUCAGACGGGAGAACAGAUUAGCUCCUCCCUUGCUGUCGUCUGGUCCACGCCACAUCGAUUAUCUGGCUCCACACUUGCUGUUACCGGCGAACGCUAUCACAAGGGUUGCGACGCUGAACACCGCCCAUGAAGGCGCAGUAUUGACGAUAGACACUGCAAGACCUCUACGAUGUCCCCCCCUCCAAGUUGUGAAAGCAACAGGGUACAUCAUCAGUGAAAAUACAGAGCUCACUCUCGCAGUGUGCAGAACAUUUCGUCUCCUCACUUUGAUGACCAAGCCAAGAACUAUGCUGUGUGAUACACGGCCCUGUGUUCAGACAUUAAUUUUGUUGUGGCCUCGCACAGAGUGAACAGCGUUCAGUGUAUAUCCAGUGACAAUCAGAAUAUGACUUUUCCAGUACACGUGUGCCAGUUUAUUCGAUGGGACCAGAGACUUAUGAA